Messenger RNA from Penicillium odoratum, 1164 nucleotides. Its product is annotated as SDR family oxidoreductase. NCBI's taxonomy places the organism in Eukaryota, Fungi, Ascomycota, Eurotiomycetes, Eurotiales, Aspergillaceae. The coding region runs from base 1 to 1164 and encodes 387 amino acids. The record is from RefSeq and is a predicted model, not a curated record. The transcript is spliced from 4 exons.
AUGGGCGUAUCUUCAACAUCAAAGGUUGCCUUUGUCACAGGUGCCAAUGGCAUCAGUGGUUUUUCCAUCGUCGAACAUCUCGUUCGUCAGCCCAAAGAGCAAUGGUCCAAAAUCAUCGUCACCUCGAGGCGCCCGCUUCCAAAUGCGUGGAUCGAUCCUAGAGUAGAAUUUGUUGCUAUUGAUUUUCUCGACACGGUUGAGAACAUCAUGGCCAUCAUGGCUGAUCGCUGCAUUGAUGUCACCCAUGCUUUUUUCACCUCCUAUGUCCAUUCUGAUGACUUCAAAUUGCUUCGUGAUAAGAAUGUUCCUCUCUUCCGCAACUUUCUUGAUGCGACCGAUGCUGCGUGCUCCAAGCUGCUGCGUGUUUCUCUACAAACCGGGGGCAAGUAUUAUGGUGUCCAUCUCGGGCCUGUCAAAGUUCCUCUCGAGGAGUCAUUCCCACGAUAUGAUGAUCAGGGGUACAACUUCUAUUACAAUCAAGAGGACUAUCUUAAAGAGCUCCAGGCUCGUCGGAACAAGUGGUCAUAUAACAUCAUCCGACCCAAUGCAAUCAACGGCUACGCACCCCAUGCUAAUGGCAUGUCUGAGGUCUUGACCAUCGUCAUUUACAUGCUUAUUUGCCGCGAGCUUGGUCAGCCGGCUCAUUUUCCGGGAAAUGAAUAUUUCUGGAACUCCAUUGACGAUAACUCAUAUGCUCCAAGUCUGGCAGACCUCACUGUCUUCGCUGCUUCGCACGACCACUGCAAAGAUGAAAUCUUCAACCAUGUCAACGGUGAUGUCUUUGUAUGGAAGUAUAUAUGGCAAGAGUUUGCGGCCUACUUUGGGCUUGAGGUUCCUGAGCCCAACUUCCAUAAGACAGCUGGCCGGGCGGAAACAUUAUCCAAUGAGAUUGACAUGAUUGAAUGGGCCAAAGACAAGCGACCGAUUUGGGAGCAGGUUGUCCGCAAGUACGGUGGCAAGGCUGAGAUAUUUGAUUGGGGUACCUGGGGCUUUUUCAACUGGGCUACUGGUAAGUCGUGGUUGACAAUCUCCUCGAUCAACAAAGCGAGAAAGUUCGGCUGGCAGCGGAACGACAGCACGCUUGAUACCUGGAUCGAGACAUACCGGUCCUUCGAGAACGCCGGGGUUCUUCCUUCACGUAUGGCUUUGACCAAAGCUGCUUGA